Molecule: messenger RNA, 2409 nt
Organism: Lathyrus sativus (Indian pea)
Lineage: Eukaryota; Viridiplantae; Streptophyta; Magnoliopsida; Fabales; Fabaceae
Source: the annotation of a GenBank genome assembly
AUGCCUUCAUUUUUGGGUUCGAUUUUGCUCGGUUUCGGUUUCGGUGUGGUGGCUGUUGUUGCCGUUCAAGCUCUGGCACUGUUAUGGAUAAUCAAACGGUUACGCCACAGCCACAAUCUCCAUGGCGAGCAAGCUCAUAAACUGGAAACUGAAUCAAACCAGCUUGAUCAUCAACAAUCUCUUCAUUUUGCGUCUCACAAGCAGGGUGUGGUUUGGGUCCUUGAAUCAGGAAAAAUUUCAAAAGAGCCCAAAAGAAAAGGGUUAUUGGAGGUUUCACCUAUUAAAAUGUAUGGAACAAUCAAGGGUGAGUCACUUAUUCUAAGAAAACCUGAUGGUUUGCAGCCACACUCAACAAUUGAACUCAAGAGUUGUACCGUUCAAGCCGUGUCAGCUUCAAACCUUUCUUCAAAAAAAUGGGCAAAAAAGUUCCCCAUCAAAGUGGAAAACAAGACCUCAGUAAUAUACAAUGGAAGUAAAACUCUAUAUUUGUAUCUGGAAACUUCAUGGGAAAAAGAAGCAUGGUGUAAGGCUCUCUAUCUGGCUUCAUCUGAAGAAAAAGAAAAAGUCAAAUGGUUCACCCAGGUGCAUGAGGACUUCCAUAGUUACCUGACAUCCUUAAAUUCCGUGUAUCAUUGUUUUAUGAAACCAUCAGUAGGAUUAAGUGUUGAGGCAAUAGAAAGGGAUAUAAAGCCUGAUGAUCCUUCCUCAAAAGUUCGUCAGUUUUUGAAAAAGAUCGCUAAAAAAACUUCCCGAGUUGGUUUAGAAAAUAAAUCUACAUGGGCUUCAUUGUCCGGCCAUGAAGGAAAAAAGAGCACUGAGAACCUUAGUGCAAGCCAAGAUGCAGUUUUGGGAACUGAUUCAACAUCAAAACAUCUUAAAAAUUCUUUAGUAGACAAUGCUACCCCAUUGGGAAGUGAGAAUAAUCACUCUGCCAGCUCUGAAAGAGAUGUUGAAAAGAAGUUUGAUAUUGAUGAGGGAACAUUAUGCUGGAAUUUAUUGAUUUCCCGACUCUUUUUUGAUGUCAAAGGCAGCAUGCAGUUGAAGAGAUCUUUGCAAGAAAGGAUUCAGAGAACAUUGUCAAAUAUGAGGACUCCCAGUUAUAUUGGUGAAAUCAUCUGCACUGACAUCAAUACUGGGAAUGUUCCACCUUGUAUUGUAGGAAUGAGGGUUCUUCCUAUGGAAAUGAGUGAGGUUUGGGCCUUAGAAGUUGACAUUGAAUAUUCUGGAGGAGCAGUAUUAGAGAUUGAAACAAGGCUUGAAGCUCGCGAACUUGAGCUCCAAACAAAGACAGAAGACUCAAAUUCGGAGCCAAGCAAUGUUGGGGCUGUCCCAUCAGAUCUUCUUGAAGGUUUUGAAUAUUUAGAAAAGCAAUUGAAACUUGAAGAAAGAGAUAAUGAUUUUCAAGGGCAAAAGGAUGAUGGUAAUCAAAACAAUGCAGAUGUAUCAAAGAGCUUUAAAAGCACAAUGUCUUUCUCAAAUGAUGGACCACGAUGGAAAUCAGUGUUAAAUUCUGUUGCCAAACAAGUUUCACAGGUUCCUCUCUCUUUGGCAAUAAAAGUAGCAUCCCUAAAAGGGACGUUGCGUUUGCAUAUAAAACCACCUCCCUCUGAUCAACUGUGGUAUGGUUUCACAUCAAUGCCAGACAUAGAUUUCAACUUGGAGUCUUCUGUUGGAGAAAAUAAGAUAACUACUGGGUACUUCUCUUCAUUAGUAGUCAAUAGGCUAAAGAGAGCAGUUUUGGAAAAUAUAGUUCUCCCAAAUUGUGAGAACAUAUGUAUCCCAUGGAUGUUAGCAGAAAAGGAAGAUUGGGUUCCUUCAAAUGUUGCUCCAUUCAUAUGGAUUAACCAAGAAUUUAGGAAUGAGACUUCCACUUCAAUUAAUACCAAUAAACAAUCUUCUGGUGGUGUGGAAGCUAGGUCAAAAGCUAGUGCAAGCACAUCAACUAAUGGUCAAACGAACAAACAACAAAAACCGAAGAAGAGUGUCGAAUCUAGUCAAGAACCAACUAGUAAAUCAUCAGAUUCUUUAGCACUACCAACAAGUUCAUCUGGUUCACAAACACUGGAGAGUAGCAGCCACUUGGAAGAACUGACAAUACCUUUAUUAGAGAAUGAGCAACCACAAGGUACUAGGGGUGCGAAAGAACCUACAUUACAGAAUGACAAUCAACUCGAAACUAGUGAAAACAAGAUGGAAAAUAAUUCAGAAGUUGUCUCACCACAAGGAAGUAUGGUGGUGGUGGAGAAACAAAAUCAUACCCUUGCCCAUGAAGAUGGACUUCCAAAGAAAAUGGGGAGAAAGGAAAGGAUGUUAGGUUUGGGGAAGAAAAUGGGGGAGAAGUUGGAAGAGAAAAGACGUCAUAUUGAAGAAAAGAGCAGGCACAUUGUUGAGAAGAUGCGAGGACCAUGA